This is a messenger RNA of Juglans microcarpa x Juglans regia, 3831 nucleotides long. RefSeq names its product cellulose synthase A catalytic subunit 3 [UDP-forming]-like. Gene Ontology annotation, molecular function: cellulose synthase (UDP-forming) activity. The coding region runs from base 345 to 3524 and encodes 1059 amino acids. Gene Ontology annotation, biological process: cellulose biosynthetic process; plant-type primary cell wall biogenesis. The record is from RefSeq and is a predicted model, not a curated record. The transcript has 14 exons. NCBI's taxonomy places the organism in Eukaryota, Viridiplantae, Streptophyta, Magnoliopsida, Fagales, Juglandaceae. Gene Ontology annotation, cellular component: plasma membrane; trans-Golgi network.
AAAUAUCAACAUAUAAUUGGUCUUCGCAGCUGUCGAUUGGAUCUGAGUCUUUCGCUUUCUCCGUCUCGUUGUCGGUGCUACUUACCCUCCGGUUGUAGCUGGAGCGGUCUGUCUCUCAUAAUCUCAUUGUCGAAAUCUUUUCAGCGAUUAGCUAUCUUACAGUCUCUCACAAUUCCGCCUGUAGUGAAGAAUGACAUCAAGUGAAACUAAAGUUUGAGUGUUAAUGAAAUAUUAUCGAGUGUUUCUAAAUAUUGCUGUUUUUGGAUUGGAUUUGACUGAGGAUCAACUAGCUUUUGAGUAAGAAAACAUGGAGUUGAGUCCUGCAGCCAAAAUCUACAAAACCCAUGGGCGCUGAGGUCUGCCAGAUCUGUAGUGACACUGUUGGCACGACUGUGGAUGGCGAUCCCUUUGUUGCUUGUGCUGUUUGUACGUUCCCUGUCUGCCGCCCCUGUUAUGAGUAUGAGAGGAAAGACGGUAAUCAGUCAUGCCCUCAAUGCAAGACCAAAUACAAGUGGCACAAAGGGAGCCCUCCGAUUCAAGGGGAAGAGGCGGAAGAUGCUGAUGUCAAUGAUGAGGCAAAUGCUGUGAAUGGUUCAAGUUAUAAGUUGGGGGUUCAAGAUAGGAGCCAUAAUAAGAAAGAACAAACAAUACAUAAUUGGGACAUGAGCUAUGGUAAAGGGGAGGAUGUUGCACCCCCUGAUUAUGAUAAAGCGGUUUCUCUUAAUCAUAUUCCCCUGCUCACAAAUGGACGUUCUGUUUCUGGGGAGCUGUCAGCUGCUUCUCCAGAGCGCCUUUCCAUGGCAUCUCCUGAAAGUGGCAUCAGAGGAAAGCAUAUAGAUCCACUUCCUUUUGUAGUGGAUGGCAAUCGUUCACGGUCAGGCAGUGUAGCUUGGAAAGAGAGAAUUGAUGGUUGGAAGAUGAAGCAGGAGAAGAACGUAGUUCCAAUGAGUGUUGGUAAUGCACCAUCUGAAGGCAGGGGUGGUGGAGAUUUUGAUGCUAGCACUGAUGUGCUUUUGGAUGAUUCUUUACUAAAUGAUGAAGCCCGCCAGCCUCUAUCAAGGAAGGUUUCUAUUCCUUCCUCUAGGAUCAACCCUUACAGGAUGGUCAUAGUUCUGCGGCUUAUUAUUCUUAGUAUUUUCCUGCACUACCGUAUAACAAAUCCAGUUCCCAAUGCUUAUGCUUUGUGGUUAGUAUCUGUGAUUUGUGAGAUAUGGUUUGCAAUAUCAUGGAUAUUGGAUCAAUUCCCUAAGUGGCUUCCUGUGAACCGUGAGACAUAUCUUGACAGGCUAGCUUUAAGAUAUGACCGAGAAGGGGAGCCAUCUCAAUUGGCUGCGGUUGACAUUUUUGUCAGUACAGUUGACCCCUUAAAGGAGCCCCCACUUGUCACAGCCAAUACUGUCUUAUCCAUUCUUGCAGUAGACUAUCCAGUGGACAAAGUAUCUUGCUAUGUUUCAGAUGAUGGAGCUGCUAUGUUGUCAUUUGAAGCUUUGUCUGAAACGUCAGAAUUUGCGAGAAAAUGGGUUCCUUUCUGCAAGAAAUACAGCAUUGAACCUAGAGCACCUGAAUGGUACUUUGCACAGAAAAUUGACUACUUAAAGGACAAGGUUCAUCCAUCAUUUGUCAAAGCUCGCAGAGCUAUGAAGAGAGAAUAUGAAGAGUUCAAAGUUCGUAUCAAUGGGCUAGUGGUAAAGGCACAAAAGAUUCCUGAUGAAGGAUGGUUCAUGCAAGAUGGUACACCUUGGCCCGGAAAUAACACCAAAGAUCAUCCAGGGAUGAUCCAGGUUUUCUUAGGACAUAGUGGAGGACUUGACAGUGAGGGUAAUGAGCUUCCGCGGCUAGUCUAUGUAUCUCGUGAGAAGCGUCCCGGUUUCCAACAUCAUAAGAAGGCUGGUGCUAUGAAUGCACUUGUUCGUGUAUCCGCAGUUCUCACUAAUGGGCCCUUCUUGUUGAAUCUUGAUUGUGACCAUUACAUAAACAACAGUAAGGCACUACGUGAAGCUAUGUGUUUCUUAAUGGAUCCUAACCUCGGGAAAACAGUGUGUUAUGUUCAAUUCCCACAGAGAUUUGAUGGGAUUGAUAAGAAUGAUCGAUAUGCCAAUCGUAAUACUGUUUUCUUUGAUAUCAAUUUAAGAGGCUUGGAUGGCAUCCAAGGCCCUGUAUAUGUGGGUACAGGGUGUGUUUUCAACAGAACAGCAUUGUAUGGCUAUGAGCCUCCUCUCAAGCCUAAGCACAAGAAAGCAGGCAUGAUCUCUAGAUGCUUUGGUGGAUCAAGGAAGAGGAGUUCCGGAUCAAGUGGAAAGAACUCAAAUAAGAAAAAAUCAGGCAAGCAUGUUGACCCAACUGUGCCAAUCUACAAUCUAGAAGAUAUAGAAGAAGGAGUGGAAGGUACUGGAUUUGAUGAUGAGAAAUCACUGCUCAUGUCACAAAUGAGCCUAGAGAAAAGGUUUGGUCAAUCUGCUACUUUUGUUGCUUCAACACUGAUGGAAAAUGGUGGUGUUCCACAGUCUGCCACUCCAGAAUCCCUCCUCAAAGAAGCCAUUCAUGUCAUAAGCUGUGGAUAUGAAGACCCGACUGACUGGGGAAGAGAAAUUGGAUGGAUCUAUGGUUCUGUUACUGAGGAUAUCCUUACGGGGUUCAAAAUGCAUGCCCGAGGUUGGAGAUCGAUCUAUUGCAUGCCACAACCUCCUGCCUUUAAAGGAUCCGCUCCUAUUAACCUUUCUGACCGUCUGAACCAAGUGCUCCGCUGGGCUCUGGGUUCUGUUGAAAUUCUUCUAAGCCGGCACUGCCCUAUAUGGUAUGGUUAUGGUGGAAGGCUAAAGUGGCUGGAGAGAUUUGCAUAUGUGAACACCACUAUAUAUCCAGUCACAGCCAUUCCUCUUCUUGCCUAUUGUACAUUGCCAGCAGUCUGUCUUCUCACGGGAAAGUUCAUUAUUCCACAGAUUAGUAACAUUGCCAGUAUCUGGUUCAUAUCCCUCUUUCUUUCCAUCUUUGCCACUGGUAUACUGGAAAUGAGAUGGAGUGGUGUUGGGAUUGAUGAAUGGUGGAGAAAUGAACAGUUCUGGGUUAUUGGAGGUGUAUCAGCUCAUCUAUUUGCUGUUGUUCAGGGCCUGCUUAAGGUCCUUGCUGGAAUUGAUACCAAUUUCACCGUCACUUCCAAAGCUUCAGAUGAAGAUGGCGAUUUUGCUGAGCUGUAUAUGUUCAAAUGGACGACUUUGCUCAUCCCACCAACUACUCUCCUAAUAAUCAACCUGGUUGGGGUUGUUGCUGGAAUCUCCUAUGCCAUUAACAGUGGGUACCAAUCUUGGGGUCCUCUCUUUGGGAAGCUAUUUUUUGCUUUCUGGGUGAUUGUUCAUCUCUAUCCUUUCCUUAAGGGUCUGAUGGGACGCCAGAACCGAACACCCACAAUUGUUGUUGUGUGGUCAGUUCUACUUGCCUCUAUCUUCUCCUUGCUCUGGGUUCGAAUUGAUCCUUUUACAACCCAGGUGACUGGCCCGGAUGUUGAACUGUGUGGAAUUAACUGUUAGAGAGUGAGAUGUUGGCGGGAUAAGGAAACAUUUCGGUACGCUGCAGAAGAAAAAUGUGAAGAUUUUGUAUGGAUGCAGCUGGCAAAAUCUUCAAAGGAAGCUGCUUUUUGGCUUUUGCUUGUGUCAUACUUGAGUUGGAGUCUUGAAGUUUUUGCGAAGUAAAUUAUGUGUUCAAUACAUUAUUGUUUUGCUUUUUUUUUUUUUUUAUUGUUUAUUUAUUUAUCUGAUUGUUAAACAAAUAAUUUAUUUAUUUAUGUAUUGUAAGUCGGUUAAUCACAGAGAAUGGGCACUGGACUUCUCUCUUCAA